Molecule: messenger RNA, 5175 nt
Organism: Petromyzon marinus (sea lamprey)
Lineage: Eukaryota; Metazoa; Chordata; Hyperoartia; Petromyzontiformes; Petromyzontidae
Product: tumor necrosis factor alpha-induced protein 8-like protein 1
Biological process (GO): regulation of apoptotic process
Cellular component (GO): cytoplasm
Source: RefSeq, a predicted model, not a curated record
UGCAGGCUGCAGUAGACGGGCUACAGGGUGCAGUAGACGGGCUACAGGGUGCAGUAGACGGGCUACAGGCUGCAGUAGACGGGCUACAGGGUGCAGUAGACGGGCUACAGGGUGCAGUAGACGGGCUACAGGGUGCAGUAGACGGGCUACAGGGUGCAGUAGACAGGCUACAGGGUGCAGGCUGCAGAAGACGGGCUACAGGGUCCAGGAGACAGGCUACAGGGUGCAGUAGAGACAGGCUACAGGGUGCAGUAGACGGGCUACAGGGUGUAGUAGACGGGCUACAGGCUGCAGUAGACGGGCUACAGGCUGCAGUAGACGGGCUACAGGCUGCAGUAGACGGGCUACAGGGUGCAGUAGACGGGCUACAGGGUGCAGUAGACGGGCUACAGGGUGCAGUAGACGGGCUACAGGGUGCAGUAGAUGGGCUACAGGCUGCAGUAGACGGGCUACAGGGUGCAGUAGACGGGCUACAGGGUGUAGUAGACGGGCUACAGGGUGCAGUAGACGGGCUACAGGGUGCACUAGACGGGCUACAGGGUGCAGUAGACGGGCUACAGGGUGUAGUAGACGGGCUACAGGCUGCAGUAGACGGGCUACAGGGUGCACUAGACGGGCUACAGGGUGUAGUAGACGGGCUACAGGCUGCAGUAGACGGGCUACAGGGUGCAGUAGACGUGCUACAGGCUGCAGUAGACGUGCUACAGGCUGCAGUAGACGGGCUACAGGCUGCAAUAGACGGGCGAGACAUGGAGUCGAGUGAGCACGUCGUGUCGCCCCCUCUCUACCUGGACUCUGAUGAGGGGAGCGGCUGCAGUGAUGCCGAGCUGUCGGAUCAGCCUGAAGUGGAGAUGGAGAGCUUCAGCUCCAAAAGCCUGGCCGUGCAGGCCCAGAAGAAGCUGCUGGGCAAGAUGGCGACGCGCUCGGUGGCGGGGUUCCUCAUCGACGACGCGGCGAGCGACGUGCUCGACGAGCUGUACCGCGCGCGCAAGGCCUUCUCGCACGACCGCAAGGCCUCGCAGAAGGCCGUCAAGGACCUGGUGAAGGUGGCCGUGAAGCUCGCCGUGCUGGCACGCAACGGCCAGUUCUCGACGGACGAGCUGGCGACGGCGGAGCGCUUCAAGCGCAAGCUGAACCAGGCGACGCUCACGGCCGUCAGCUUCCACGAGGUGGAGUUCACCUUCGACCGCGACGUCCUGGCGCGCACGCUCGAAGAUUGCCGCGAGAUGCUGCACCGCCUCAUCGGCCACCACCUCACGGAGAAGUCGCACGCACGCGUCGACAACGUCUUUCGCAGCUUCGGGGACGGCGAGUUCCUGGCGGCGCUCUACGGCACCGAGCCGGCCUUCCAGCAGCACCUCGCCAAAAUAUGCCAGGGCCUCAACAAGCUGAUGGAGGACGGAAACAUUUAGUCGCCGGGCGCCAGCCAGGGGACCGGUUGUGCCGGCGAUGCGAUUCGAAGCCCUGAUGCAGGGAGCGCGAGCAGAAGAAAAAAAAAUGUUGUUGUUGAGAGAAAGAAAAACGCCGUUCGCGAAAAGCAUUUUUAAAUGUAAAUUGAACUUUGGCGGUUGUGGUCGUUGUGACUCUCCCGGUUAAACAAAAACACGCAUUUUUGUGGAAUUUGCACUCCUGGAAGGGUUCAGGCCUCGUUUCGGGGGGAGUGGGAGCGUUGGGUACUUGAUGAAAGUUGGGCACGCGGGGUUUGGUCAAACCCAAAUGUUGUGAGUAACCUCAUUCCAAAGCCAUUUUUGUAUCGUACGAGUCGUGUUCAAGUGACUUUGGGAUCACGUGCUGUCGUGGUUUGCAUGACACACAGGCUCACAGUGCGAACAGUCAUUUCAGGGGGGGGGGGGGGUCUGUCAGCACCAGGGGGCCUGGGAUUUGUCACCUUUAUAAAAUUCCUGGGAUUCCACCGAGGAGCCCACGGGCCUGACCCCUUCAGUCUGACAGAGACAAACAGAACAGACGGGAAUCUAUGCUCGCCCAACGACUUUUUGCUCGGAAACUAUUGCGGUACAAUCUGUCUUCGACAAGACCCUUCCCCUAGCUGAGAGCGCCCUCCCGCGGAGAGAUCCUGCACAGCCGCAUUUUGCACGCUUGUCGAGUCUGAAGGGAGGCUCUGUGUUGGUUUUUUUUAUUAUACGAGAGCCGUUGACUUUCUUAAGUUGUUUAUUUUUCGGAGCUGUGUCCCGACCAGGGAGCCAGAUGCAAUUCGGAAGCGUCGCACGCCCCACCAAGUGUCGGGGGUACAGGAGCUCAGGUGUGCACACGCUUGUACAUAUCUCUACGGGGCAAAGCAUCCCGUCGCCCGCCGUGAGUUCGGCUGCUGAAACGUCCGUGGUACAGUUUAACGGGGAAAAAAAACGCGUAACAAAAAUACAACUCCUGUUACAGACAUUUAUAGACUCUUGGCAGCACAGGCAGACCGCUGAGGAAUUCCUGCAUUCAUUGGUCCAUUCCAUGACGUGCCCAGGCAUAUCCCUCGCAAGGACUUUUUAUGAGCGCAGUGCAAACUUGUACCUCGCACGGAGACGCCACCCUGGUGUUGCGGGGUCACACGUCGGUGUUUCGCCAGAUGUGCGUGCCUCCUCUUCUAACCCUUCUUUGUGCGUCCCCUUCAUCCCCUUUUCCACUGGCACAUCUGUGCCGAUCCAGCGCCGGGUCCCCCACGGUACGGGCGAUUUCCCCACUGGCGAUGGGCCCGGCCGAGCCGGAACCAAACCGUGACACGCCUGCCGCACAAGCUGCCAGCGUCCUGGUCAAUCAAAUUCGUUGUUGCGUGUAAAGUCAGUGGGUACAUUAUUCCAUCGCUAUUCGCGAGGAAUAAGUUCCGGAGAUGCUCGUGAAUAGAACAUUUCUCGGAUAAUGAUACUGGCCUACGAAUGUCGUACGUGCAACGUCUGCAGAUGCUUCUGAAGCUUCGAGAAGUUAUCUCUGUCUUUCUCAGCUCUUUAUCGCAUUGUUUUCUCAAUCAUCACUUUAUCUCAUCACAUUCUCUGUCAUCACAUCCUCUCUCACCACUUUCUCUCUCAAUGCAGUAGUCGUGCGAUUCGUGGAUAGCCAAAAUCACAGAUAGCCAAGUUCGUGAAUAACGAGGGAAUUUCAUACACCGUAAGCGUGCACAAUGUCACCGUGUCAUCUAGAUGUGACUCGACUCCUUAAACUGCAUGCAACGUCGGCAGCACAGCAGCACGAUUGUCCAGUGGAGAGAGGUCGACGUGGCCAGGUGUGGGUGAACACAAGUUCUUGGGAGCGGACGGGGGGGGGGGGUGCGGGGUAGCAAAGCCGCCUGGGGUAUUUUAACGAGCGGAGGAUGCGGCCACUACGCUCGUCUGCUCUUUACAUCUUCAUCUCGCAUAAUCGGCGGAUCGCUCACAUCGUCGUCUCACAUCGUGGGCGUGCACGGGAGUGAGUUUUUUUUUUUAUAUGGGAGGCGGGGGGGGGGGUCACAGAGGGAUGCCGUGCACGGCUUCGCGAGCGCGCACGAACAUUUUGCUAGCGGAAUCUGCGCGCCAGAACUACGCGGAUAUGGUGAUGAUAAUGAUGAUCGAUUCCUCUCCCUGACGAUUCUCUCUCGCCGACGAUUAGUGUCGGCUUGCGGAUUUAAGUUUCCGGAGGCAGCUAGAACAACCAUGGGUUUUCCAGAUCGUCGCGACUACGUGUGCGUAAGAUUUCAAUGACCGAGGGUCUUUGAGACUCCAGAGCUCCCGCUAAUGGAGGCCCUUCCGUCCAGCAGUGGUGUAAGCAAGGAAUUGCAGGGCUGCACCUUUGCCUUGUCCAUACAUCAACUACGUUCUUUAUCCCUUUGAACCAGUCAUACCAAUUGCACAUGUUGACCAUCUGGGAAUGGAGUCAAGUUUUAGGAUUCUCGUUUUGUCGGUACGGGACGUUUAUGGAACGUUUCAAUUUGUUUGGGGUAUGUCGUAUUUGCCUUUUUCCCGCUCUCUAGUCACCCCCUUUCCCUUUCUGCCAAGUGGCGCAUUCCGUAUCAGUGAAGUUCGGCGGUCGGUGGUCGUGCGUGUCAGAAUGCAAAUCCGUGUUGCUCCGAUCCGGCACGAAUUUCACAUCCACCAUGAGUGAGCUUUUGAAAAGAUAUUGGAUGGUGUGGAAAUCCGGAACGGAGUAAACGGGUGUGGCAGACUGGACUUAGACCUCUGCCCGCUGGCCAAAGGGUCAGACAAGAGUCCAUGCCUUUUCAUUAACAAUAAAUAAAUGUUUUUACUGAUUGAUUAAAUUAAUUCGACCGUACAACUCUGUAUAGGCAUUCGCGGUUGUGUGGUGCGGUUUUCCGAUGUUUACGGUUUGUACCGCGCGGCGUUCGGCACGAUGUCUGACGUUUUAUACCACGCGCUGGGAGCUUCUUCAGGAACAUAGUGGUACAAACCCGGAAACGAAUCAAAAUACGUAAUAUAUACAACCCUGUUUUGAAACGAAUAAAAAUACAACUUUGAUAUUUAGGCUUUUUUUAACCCCAGUCAAAAUGAAGACAUGACAUGGAAUAUUUUAUUUCAACAAUUAAAAACUCAUUGAUUGGCCGAUAACACCUUUCAAUGUAUAGAAGUCCUCAGAGCUUGCAAUUGUUGGAAGCACCAGCUCCUUACCGCCUGACUGUUGCUACCUUCCCCACUCAUCUGUGGUUCCUCCUCCUGCCGGCGCCUCCGAGUCGUCCCGUCUCUCUCUACGAGAGCGAGGAAGCGAACAUCGUGCGGUGGCGGUGGCGUUACAAGUUGACAUUAUUUAUAAAUGCAUUCAGGGCACAGUUAACGAGGUGGAUGCGUGUUUUUAUUAUUAUUUGCGUAAGUGGAAUCUUUUAUCCUGCUUCCAAGUGAAACCUGCCCCAGUUAAGGUUGUGCCCGCUCUAGACGGCGCUCCGAUUGAUUAAACAACAACGAGAGACGGAAUGGGAGCGGUGGAGCGUGGCGCUGCACGGCGUUGGUGGUGGUGGUGGCACCCCCAGGGGCCCCGCUGGUUGCGACGGGACGUGCUGCACUUCACCAAAAAAAAGGAAACGAUGUAUAAUUUGGUUGUUCAUAUUCUUCGUGGGGGGUUUUUUAUGUCUUAAUUUGAGAAUUGUUAUAAUGAUGUUGACAAUAAAGUACAGUCGGUGUAAACGUUGUUAUGUGUGCGAGAGACGUAGAGAAUUCUGGUUUUGUUAAUUAGAUUUUUCUCCCUCUU